CUAGGCAAACUCCCGAGGCCCGGGAAGCGGGGCCGGGACCCGCGGGCCCGCCCGAGCGCGACGCGGCGACACGCCGCCUCCCGCGCUGCUGACACCUCGGCCCCCACAUGGGCGCCCCCCUUCCCGCGGCCCCUGACCCUUCUCGCGGCUCGGCCCGCCCGCUCCCGGCAGUCUCCUCCUGCGCCCCGCACCAGCGGCGCCCGGCCCGCGCGCCCGGCGCCGGGGGCGCCUCCCUCCCGCCCGGCCGAGGUCCUGCCGACUCGGUGGCCCGGCCCCCGCUGCCCGGCGGGCCCGACGCCCCUCCCCGCCUGGCCGCCGUGCGGAGGUGUUCGGGCGACCACCGCGGCUCCGGCUUGGUGUGUGCCUUGCCUAGUUUCACUUGAUACUCUUCAGGAAUUAUGUAGAAAAGAAAAGCUCACAUGUAAAUCGAUUGGAAUCACCAAAAGGAAUCUAAACAAUUAUGAGGUGGAAUACUUGUGUGACUACAAGGUAGUAAAGGAUAUGGAAUAUUAUCUUGUAAAAUGGAAAGGAUGGCCAGAUUCUACAAAUACUUGGGAACCUUUGCAAAAUCUCAAGUGCCCUUUACUACUUCAGCAAUUCCUUAAUGACAAACAUAAUUAUUUAUCUCAGGUAAAGAAAGGCAAAGCAAUAACUGUAAAAGACAAUAACAAAGCUUUGAAACCUGCCGUUGCUGAGUACAUUGUAAAGAAGGCUAAACAAAGGAUAGCUCUCCAGAGAUGGCAAGAUGAACUCAACAGAAGAAAGAAUCAUAAAGGAAUGAUUUUUGUUGAAAAUACUGUUGACUUAGAGGGCCCACCUUCAGACUUCUACUACAUUAAUGAAUACAAACCAGCUCCUGGAAUCAGCUUAGUAAAUGAAGCUACCUUUGGUUGUUCAUGCACAGAUUGCUUCUUUGAGAAAUGUUGUCCUGCUGAAGCUGGAGUUCUUUUGGCUUAUAAUAAAAACCAACAAAUUAAAAUCCCACCUGGUACCCCCAUUUAUGAAUGCAACUCAAGGUGUCAAUGUGGACCUGAUUGUCCCAAUAGGAUUGUACAAAAAGGCACACAGUAUACACUUUGCAUCUUUCGAACUAGCAAUGGCUGUGGCUGGGGUGUAAAAACCCUUGUGAAGAUUAAAAGAAUGAGUUUUGUCAUGGAAUAUGUUGGAGAGGUAAUCACAAGUGAAGAAGCUGAAAGACGGGGGCAGUUAUAUGACAACAAAGGAAUCACAUAUCUCUUUGAUCUGGACUAUGAAUCUGAUGAAUUCACAGUGGAUGCAGCUCGAUAUGGAAAUGUGUCUCAUUUUGUGAAUCACAGUUGUGACCCAAAUCUUCAGGUGUUCAAUGUUUUCAUUGAUAACCUCGAUACUCGUCUUCCCCGAAUAGCAUUAUUUUCCACGAGAACCAUAAAUGCUGGAGAAGAGCUCACUUUUGAUUAUCAGAUGAAAGGUUCUGGAGAUAUAUCUUCAGAUUCUAUUGACCACAGCCCAGCCAAAAAGAGGGUCAGAACUGUGUGCAGAUGUGGAGCUGUGACUUGCAGAGGUUACCUCAACUGAAUUUUCAGGAAAUAGAGCUGAUGAUAAUUGUAGUUUUGUUUUUUGCUAAUGUUAACCUUUAAAAAAGAAGUAUUUGGGACUCUUUUCAUACUAUCAAGAUUAUACACUAUGUUCAUGUUUCAAAACUCCCGGCCAAAUGCAUUACUGAUGCUUCUGAAUAGAGGAAUACAGGGUCACAUAGACUAAUUUGAAAUAUACAUAUUUAGUGGUUAGAUACUAAACGUGAAAGGAAAACUAUUUACAGAUCAGCACAUACAUACUUAAGAAGUCUAUGUGAACAGAGAAAUGCCUCCUUCAGAGUUUGUGUUAAACUGAUAGUGUAACAGUCGCUAAGAUCAAACAUUCAACUUGCCAUACACCUUGAAUUUAGAGAAAUAGAGUUAAUUCAGUUUGGGCAAAUAUAAAAGUUCUAUUUUUGUUAUUAUGUUGUCAUUCCUGUUUACCUACUUAACUACUCACUGUACUUGUAUUUGAGACAAAUAGGUGAUACUGAAUUAUAUAUACUCUAUUUUCUACUUCUUUCAUUAAAACACUGGGAUCUUAAUUAUAUAGAAAUUUAAAGUCUAAAAUUAAUGUAAAAAAUUAAUUAUAGCUUGAUUUCAUAUUUUGAAGCAAUCUAGACCAUUAUGAGGGGUGUAUGUCUGAACCAGUAAUUCUUAAAGAUUUUUUAAUCCUGUAGGAGGAAAAUCUCCAAAAAGUGCUCUCUAAAAUUUUAGAAUAUGCUUCUUUGAAAGGGCGGGGAAAUGGGACUAGGAGGGUUUUUUUGGAGUACAGGCAGGGGAAGUGGAGCAUUUUAAGGGCCCCUCGUAGUAACAUGAAUUAGGAGAUCCACAUUGAGUACCUCAGGUCUAAACAGUAAAACAAGAUACCCUUGAGAGCAGCUGUACCUAAUGAUAAUUUUUCACACAAUACAUUAACAUUACAUCUUCUGAAUUUCAGGCAGUUUUAACAUUUCCUUUCCACCAAAUUUAAUUAUUUUUAUAUUUCCUGCAUGCUCUUCUUAAAAAGGAAUCUAUAUUUUGAACUGAUACUUAUUUUAUACAUGAAUUUUUUAAAUGUGAUAAAGCUAAACUUGGCUUGGCCAAAAUAUGUGCCUGAAUUAUGAGACCAUUUAUUACUUGAACUAUGUAGACUGAAAUGGAAUAUAUUAAUUGUUUGUUAUUUUUCUUUUUUUUCCUGUGUAGUAAAACCUCAAUUGGGAAAAACUGUUUUCCUCUCUUUGUGAUUCUGGGAUUUCUAAUUAUGGGGUGCAACAUGAGAGUAAAUGCAGCAAGUAAAUCUGACUUUUGGUAUUCCUAAUCAAAUUCUACUUAAGCUCAUUGCCCUAGGCUUUAAUGACCUAAAAUAAGUUUGGGUAAAAUUGAACUGACUUCAAGAAUGCAGCACUUCAAAUAUCUUCUUAAUAUUUAACCUCUUUUUUUGGAAGAAGCUACACUUUAUAAUUCAUUAUAUUGCUACCACAUGACUUUGCUCUUUUAUAAGAUAGGGUAAAUUGUUUACAUGUUUGGAGCCUCAGAGUAUAUCUGCUAAUCAAAAUUUGCAGGUGUCAAGGAAAAAUACAUUUUUUUAGUGCCAUUUCUUAUGUUUUAUUUAUGAAAAAAUACAUGGUGUGCAUGGUGAGAAAGUCACAGAUUCACAGGUUGCUCCCAGUGGCCAAGCUUUCUUUGAAUAAUAAUUCUCACAGGUUUAAAGAUGUAAUUUCAACAUUCUUUUUAAAAAAUCAAUGUUUUGCUGUCUAGUUACUUGAUUUUUGUCUACUUUUUGUGUUAUUAAUGUAACCUGGAGAGCAAAGGGAAGCCAGCUAUUUUCAGUAAACUUGUUUUGUCCUUAUUAAUAGAAAUUUAAUGAGCCUUUGAGAGUUUAAUUACCAGUGUUACCCUUAUGUUAUUAAAAAGCUGAACUUAAAUAGUAAAGUAAUAGAAACUAUUUAAACGAAGCUGUUAGGAGUUUUAACUAUUUUAAGUCAACAUUUAGCUGCUUUAAAUUAGCGUCGUAAGUUGCCAGAAUUUGUUCUCUCAAUAUAAAGCAAAUAUUCAACGGUAAUAUUUAGAUCAAGUUUAAACUGUCAACUAAUCCACUGUACAAGUUGUAUUAACACCAUUGUCUUCAAUAUCUACAUAAGAGUAUUGUGAUACACAAUUGGUAAUCUCAGGGUUUUUUCUCCAUAUAUGCAAAAUCUAGACCACACUUAUUUUUCUUAUAGUUCAACAGUUUUACUCUAGCAAAAUAAAUUUAGCUUGGCAUUUGA
Diceros bicornis minor is the source of this 3802-nucleotide messenger RNA. RefSeq names its product SUV39H2 histone lysine methyltransferase (gene SUV39H2). Gene Ontology annotation, molecular function: zinc ion binding; protein binding; histone H3K9 methyltransferase activity. NCBI's taxonomy places the organism in Eukaryota, Metazoa, Chordata, Mammalia, Perissodactyla, Rhinocerotidae. Bases 502 to 1554 code for a protein of 350 amino acids. The transcript has 6 exons. The record is from RefSeq and is a predicted model, not a curated record. Gene Ontology annotation, cellular component: nucleus.